Molecule: messenger RNA, 707 nt
Organism: Aethina tumida (small hive beetle)
Lineage: Eukaryota; Metazoa; Arthropoda; Insecta; Coleoptera; Nitidulidae
Exons: 4
Coding region: 6-578 (190 amino acids)
Source: RefSeq, a predicted model, not a curated record
UCACGAUGAAGUCGACUUUGUCGUUGUUGCUCCUAGCAACUGUUGCUGCCGCAGCUUACCUUCCAAAUAGUUUGAAUUUGGUGGAGCCCAAAAAAGUGGGAAGUGUCUACUUGAUUAGUUUAGACCAAGAAGAUAAUGGACUGGAAUCUAACGAAGUUGACCAACAACCCAAACUGAUGUACGGCAUUCCUAGACAAAACCUGCACUUUCUGGGAGGGCAACAUACAGAAGAACCAAGCCAGAAUUUCCCAUCGUUCCCUGAGCCACAAAACAUCUUUCAACCCGACUUCCAAAAGCCCCAAGAUCAGCUCCCUAUCAGACCGUUUGGUCCACUAUUUACUCCUCAAGACUUUCGUCAAGGUCGUGUAAGACGUUCCGCUUCCCCCGGUUAUGGAGGAGGUUGUAAGUCAUGUGGAGGUGGUGGCGGUGGUGGCUUCCGUCCAGGUGGCGGCGGAGGCGGCGGUGGCAAAGGAUUUGGUGGAGGCGGUGGUGGCUCCUGGAGUCAGUCUUCCUCUUCGUCUUCCAGUGGUGGAUGGGGAUUCGGAGGAGGCGGCAAAGGAGGAAAGUAUGGCAAAUAAUUAUAAAUUUAAGGAAAGCAAGUGUAAACAUUGAUUAGGUUAUAAUGUAUUAUACCAAUAAUUUAGUGAAAUAUAGUUGAUAAUACAAAAAUAUGUGUUUCUAUUAAUGUAUGCAAGUAUGAAAUGAAA